AUGGUGAAGGUGAAAGGUAAAUGUGAUGCUAUCAUCGAUCUUAUUCUUAUAAUAGAUUCAUCUGGAAGUAUUUCUUUUGAUGAUUUUCAAAAAGGUAAAGAAGUAUUAAUUGAUGCUAUCAGUCGACUUAAUAUUGAUGUAAAAAAAGCUGGUGUAGCUCUUAUUAAUUAUGCAUCAAAUGUAUCACUUUUUACUCAAAUUGGAGUAUUUGAAUUUGAUAAAACAGAAUUACUCACACAUAUUGCUGCACUUUCACAUAUUCGUACAAAUACAGCAACUGGUGAUACUUUAGCUUUAGCUAGAAAUAAUAAAGGUCGACUAGUAAUACCUGCUGCUCAACCAAUACGUAAUACAUCAAUUGAAUGUAAUCGUUUUGCCAUCAGUAUAGGACGUUUCAUAAAUUUUGAGGCGCGACAAAAUUAG
This is a messenger RNA of Rotaria sordida, 423 nucleotides long. The record is from the annotation of a GenBank genome assembly. Lineage: Eukaryota; Metazoa; Rotifera; Eurotatoria; Philodinida; Philodinidae.